AUGCCUGGGACAUGUGUUUUAGUUCUUUUGCUAUUACAGCCGAGUUUUCACUUCAAUCCUGUGAAUUGUGGAAAGGUGCUGGUGUGGCCCAUGGAGUACAGUCAUUGGAUGAAUAUGAAGACAAUCCUGGAUGCUCUUGUCCAGCGAGGUCAUGCAGUAACCGUUCUGAGAUCUUCAGCUUCUAUUUUAAUUGAACCCAGCAAUGAGUCAGGAAUUGUAUUUGAAACUUUUCCUUCACCUUCCACUAAAGAUGAAAUGGAAGCUUUUUUCCUGAAUUCAAUUAAUACAAUGAUAUAUGAUGUGUCAAGAGAUGCGUAUUGGGAAUAUUUUCCACUAAUGCAAGAAUCAAUUUUAGAAUAUUCUAACAUGCAUGAAAGUUCCUGCAAAGAAGUGGUUUUCAACAAGAAAAUCAUGGCAAAACUUCAAGCUUCAAAGUUUGAGAUUGUUCUUGCAGACACCAUUGCCCCCUGUGGGGAGCUGCUGGCUGAGCUCCUGGAAAUCCCCCUCGUGUACAGUGUCCGCUUCACUCCUGGCUACACGUAUGAGAAGUACAGUGGAGGACUUCUAUUUCCUCCAUCCUAUGUGCCUGUCAUUAUGUCCGAUUUAAGUGGUCAAAUGACAUUCACUGAGAGGGUAAAAAAUAUGCUGUUCAUGCUUUAUUUUGACUUUUGGUUCCAGACAUUUAAUAAUAAGAGAUGGAGUCAAUUUUACAGUGAAGCACUAGGGAGACCUGUUACAUUAUCUGAGUUGAUGGGGAAAGCUGAAAUAUGGCUCAUUCGAAGUUACUGGGAUUUGGAGUUUCCUCGCCCACUACUGCCAAACUUUUAUUUUGUUGGUGGGCUGCACUGCAAAGCUGCCCAACCUCUGCCCAAGGAGAUGGAAGACUUUGUGCAGAGCUCAGGAGAAGAAGGAUUUGUGGUGUUUUCUCUGGGUUCAAUGAUCAGUAACAUGACAGAAGAGAGGGCCAAUGUGAUUGCAUCAGCUCUUGCCCAGCUUCCACAAAAGGUUAUUUGGCGAUUUGAGGGCAAGAAACCAAAUACCUUAGGAAAUAACACCCAGCUCUAUAAGUGGAUCCCUCAAAAUGACCUUCUUGGUCAUCCCAAAGCCAAAGCUUUUGUCACUCAUGGUGGAGCCAAUGGCAUCUAUGAAGCAAUCCACCAUGGUGUCCCUAUGGUGGGCCUUCCUUUGUUCGGGGAGCAAUAUGAUAACCUUGCCCAUAUGAAGGCCAAAGGAGCUGCUGUUAGACUGGACUGGAAAACCAUGUCAAGUACAGAAUUGUUUAAUGCCUUGAAGACAGUCAUUAAUGAUCCUUUCUAUAAAGACAAUGUCAUGAAGUUGUCAAGAAUUCACCAUGAUCAGCCCAUGAAGCCCCUGGACCGAGCUGUCUUCUGGAUCGAGCAUGUCAUGCGCCACAAGGGAGCCAAACACCUGCGGGUUGCAGCCCACGACCUCACCUGGUACCAGUACUACUCUCUGGAUGUGAUGGGAUUCCUGCUGGUCUGUGUGACAAUCAUUUCUUAUCUUGUCAUAAAAUUUUGCAUGUUUAGUUAUCAACAGAUUGCUAUGAGUGGAAAGAAAAAAAAGCGAGAUUAG
This is a messenger RNA of Ochotona princeps (American pika), 1593 nucleotides long. Its product is annotated as UDP-glucuronosyltransferase 2B16-like. The transcript is spliced from 6 exons. Bases 1 to 1593 code for a protein of 530 amino acids. Lineage: Eukaryota; Metazoa; Chordata; Mammalia; Lagomorpha; Ochotonidae. The record is from RefSeq and is a predicted model, not a curated record. Gene Ontology annotation, molecular function: UDP-glycosyltransferase activity.